AUGCCGGCGUACCACUGGAUCAACCGCGAAAUCGAGAGCCUCGAUCCUCACACGGACUACGAGCGUAUCUACCGCCUAUCUACUGGAUAUGGGCUCAACGACUUUGCGAACAAUCUUAUCUAUGCUCUGACGUUUCCAAAUUUUGUUGUUACCCCUCACGGAGCCGAGGUCGUGUGGAGGGACGAUGGUGGCAAGGUCCUCUCCAAAGCAACGCAGCGAGAAGAAGAGACGCAGAACAACAACGCCCUGUGGUGGUACUACGGCCCGAACGACCCUCGCACACAGAAGUCCAUUGAAGGCAUCAACAAGCUCCACAAAUACUGGGCCAAGAAAUACCCGGGACGCUUCUCCGACAAUGAGGACUAUGUGUACACCCUCGCAUUCAGCGUGAUUCUGGUGCACCGCUUGAGGUUGCGGCUCGGACUGCGCGGAUGGUCUGAGAAGCAGAAGAUUGCCGCACAUCUCUUCUGGCAAGACAUGGCCAAGUACUUCGUGACCGAAGAGGACAAUCACCUCAUUGGGUUUCCAUCCGACUGGGACGCGACGGUGAAAUACUGCGAAGAAUUCGAAAACACGCCCCGUGAGGGCACCGAGCGCGGCCACCUCAUCGCCGAAGCCAUUUAUAGCCAGUUUGGCUUCCGCUAUUUCCCAAGGCCGCUGCACUGGCUUGGGCGUGCGAUGCCUAUUGCGUUGUCGCUGCCGUCAACGUUGAAGGUGCAUAAAAUUGACCCUAUCAACCCGGUCCUGGAAGCGAUUAUCAUUUGGGUGGUUGGGGCGAUGUUUUGGAUAAUGGAAACGUUGCUACCGGACCCUGCUCCGGAGACGGCAUGGUGGCCUAAAAUGGAGAGUAUGGAGCAGGGAGAGAAGGUGAGCCGUCAGAAAGAGCUGAGGCAGGUUGAUCAAGCGUUCAAGCCCUUUUUCGCAAGCUCGCAUGCGAACCAUUGGCCGGGCUGCCCGUUUCAUGCAGCAAUGGGGAAGGCGGAGAAGUCUUCAUAG
Molecule: messenger RNA, 996 nt
Organism: Lasiodiplodia theobromae
Lineage: Eukaryota; Fungi; Ascomycota; Dothideomycetes; Botryosphaeriales; Botryosphaeriaceae
Product: Trans-anethole oxidase protein
Exons: 2
Coding region: 1-996 (331 amino acids)
Source: RefSeq, a predicted model, not a curated record